UCCGCUCAUGCUUUUCUCUGCUUGCAUCAUUCUGCCGGGCCGCCGCCGCUGAGGCUCUGCCGCGACAAAAUGGUCCAACCGGUCCCAGAGACCAUCAGCUUUCCCGAGGAGGAGGAGAAGAUCUUGGAGUUCUGGACCCGGUUCAAUUGUUUCAAAGAGUGCUUAAAGCAAUCCAAAAGCAGGCCGAGGUUCACCUUUUACGAUGGGCCUCCCUUUGCCACGGGGCUCCCUCACUACGGGCACAUCCUGGCGGGCACCAUCAAGGACAUCGUCACCAGAUACGCCCACCAGAGCGGCUUCCACGUGGACCGGAGAUUCGGCUGGGACUGCCACGGCUUACCGGUGGAAUACGAGAUCGACAAGACGCUGGGAAUCAAAGGACCGGAGGAUGUGGCCAAGAUGGGCAUCGCAGAGUACAAUCGCCAGUGCCGAGGGAUCGUGAUGAGAUACGCGGCCGAGUGGAAGGUCACUAUCUCCAGGCUGGGCCGCUGGAUUGACUUUGAAAAUGACUACAAGACCCUGUACCCCCAGUUCAUGGAGUCGGUGUGGUGGGUGUUCCGGCAGCUCUACGACAAAGGGCUGGUUUACCGUGGGGUGAAGGUGAUGCCCUUCUCGACGGCCUGCAACACCCCGCUCUCCAACUUCGAGUCCCACCAGAACUACAAGGAUGUCCAAGAUCCCUCCGUCUUUGUCACUUUCCCUUUGGAGGAAGACGAAGCCGUCUCUUUGGUCGCGUGGACCACCACGCCCUGGACUCUGCCCAGUAACCUGGCGCUCUGCGUGAAUCCAGAUCUCCAGUAUGUGAAGCUUCGAGAUGCUGCCACCGGAAGGGUCCUGAUCAUGAUGGAAGCCAGGCUGGUGGCCCUGUACAAGUCGGAGAGCGACUACGUGAUCCUCGAGAGGUUUCCCGGCAUUUCCCUCAAAGGCAAGCGUUACAAGCCCAUGUUCGAGUAUUUUGUGAAGUGCAGAGAAAAUGGCGCCUUCACGGUGCUUGUGGAUCACUACGUAAAGGAGGAGGAGGGCACCGGCGUUGUGCACCAGGCGCCGUACUUCGGGGCUGACGACUACCGGGUCUGCAUGGACUCCAACAUCAUCCAGAAAGAUUCUGUCCCCGUGUGCCCCGUGGACGCGUCCGGCUGCUUCACAGCUGACGUCAGCGACUUCGCCGGGCAGUACGUGAAGGAUGCUGACAAGAAUAUCAUCCGCGCCAUCAAGGAGCGGGGCCGCCUGCUGCUCGCCGGCACGUUCAGCCAUAACUACCCCUUCUGCUGGAGGUCCGACACGCCGCUGAUCUACAAAGCUGUCCCGAGCUGGUUUGUCCGAGUGGAGCACAUGGUGGACCGGCUUCUGGAGAACAACGACCAGUGUUACUGGGUCCCCGAGUUUGUGAGAGAAAAGCGCUUUGGGAACUGGCUCAAAGAUGCUCGUGACUGGGCCAUCUCCAGAAACAGAUACUGGGGCACCCCCAUCCCCCUGUGGGUCAGCGACGACUUUGAAGAGGUGGUGUGCGUCGGGUCGGUGUCGGAGCUGGAGGAGCUGACGGGGGCGAAGGUUUCGGAUCUGCACAGGGAGAGCAUCGACCACCUGACCAUCCCCUCCCGCCUGGGGAAAGGCCCCCUGCGCCGCGUGGCCGAGGUCUUCGACUGCUGGUUCGAGAGCGGGAGCAUGCCCUACGCCCAGGUCCACUACCCCUUCGAGAGCCGGCGGGAGUUUGAGGAAGCCUUCCCUGCCGACUUCAUCGCCGAGGGCAUCGACCAGACCCGCGGAUGGUUCUACACCCUGCUGGUGCUGGCCACCGCGCUCUUCGGGAAGCCCCCCUUCAAGAACGUGAUUGUGAACGGGCUGAUCCUGGCCAGCGACGGUCAGAAAAUGAGCAAGCGGAAGAAGAACUACCCUGACCCAACCUCGAUCAUCAGCAAAUACGGAGCCGACGCCCUGCGGCUGUACCUCAUUAACUCCCCUGUGGUCCGAGCAGAGAACCUCCGCUUUAAAGAGGAGGGGGUCCGAGAUGUGCUCAAAGACGUGCUCCUCCCCUGGUACAACGCCUACCGCUUCCUCAUCCAGAACAUCCUCCGCCUUCGUAAGGAGGAGGGCGUGGAGUUCCUGUACAACGAGAACGCCGUCAGGGAGAGCGGCAACAUCACCGACCGCUGGAUCCUGUCCUUCAUGCAGUCGCUCAUCGGCUUCUUCGAGGUCGAGAUGGCGGCUUAUCGGCUGUACACCGUGGUGCCGCGUCUGGUCAAGUUUGUGGACGUGCUGACCAACUGGUACGUCCGGAUGAACCGGCGGCGGCUCAAGGGUGAGAACGGGACGGACGAUUGUGUCAUGGCCUUAGAGACUUUGUUCAGCAUCCUUUUCUCCCUCUGCAAACUCAUGGCCCCCUACACGCCCUUCCUCACGGAGCUGAUUUACCAGAACCUAAAGACCCUCAUUGACCCGGCCUCGGUGCGGGAGAAGGACACACUGAGCAUCCACUACCUCAUGCUUCCUCGCGUCCGGGAGGACCUGAUCGACAAGAAGACGGAGAACGCCGUCUCCAGGAUGCAGUCUGUCAUCGAGCUGGGCCGUGUCAUCAGGGACCGGAAGACCAUUCCAAUCAAGUACCCUCUGAAGGAGAUCGUGGUCAUCCAUCAAGAUCCCGAGGCCCUGAACGACAUCAGGUCUUUGGAGAAGUACAUCCUCGAGGAGCUGAACGUCCGGCGGGUGACCUUGUCUACGGAUAAGAACAAGUACGGCAUCCGGCUGAGGGCCGAGCCUGACCACAUGGUCCUGGGCAAACGGCUGAAGGCGGCCUUCAAGGCCGUGAUGGCCUCCAUCAAGGAGCUGACCAACGAGCAGCUGGAGCGCCUGCAGCAGACGGGUUCCCUCGUCGUGGCCGGCCACGAGCUGCACAGGGAGGACGUCCGGCUCCUGUACACCUUUGACCAGGCCCAAGGGAGCUCCUCUCAGUACGAAGCGCACUCGGAUGCUCAGGUGCUGGUGCUCCUCGACGUCACCCCCGAUCAGAGCAUGGUGGACGAAGGCAUGGCCCGGGAGGUCAUUAACCGCAUUCAGAAGCUGCGGAAGAAGUGCAACCUGGUCCCCACGGAUGAGGUCGCCGUGUACUACAGGUCGCCCUCGCAAGGGGACUACCUGGACACCGUCAUCCAGAGCCACACGGACUUCAUCCUGGCCACCAUCAAGGCGCCCCUCAAGCCCUACCCGGUGCCGCCGUCGGACAGAGUGCUCAUCCAGGAGGUGACGCAGUUAAAGGGCUCUGACCUGGAAAUCACCCUCACCCGAGGCGCGUCCCCCCCUGCUCCAGCCUGCGCUUACGUCAAUCUGAGCGUCUGCGUCAACGGGAAAGAGCGAGGCGGAGUCCUGCUCCUCGAGAACCCGAAAGGAGAUCACCGGCUGGACCUCGCCCAGCUCAAGGGCGCCAUCGGCAGCAUCUUCGGCCUCCGCGCGCCCGAGCUGUCCGUCUUCCACGAAAAGACAGAAGUCGUCAGCAAAACCGACUUGCUGAGCCUCAGCGGGAAGACCCUGUGUGUGACGGCCGGCCCCCCUCCGGCGGCGGCCCCGAGCCCCAGCGUUCUCUGUGGCUUCCUCAAUCUGCAGCUCCUGAACGCCAAGCCACAAGAAUGCCUGGCGGGGCAGGUGGGGACGCUGCUGCUGGAGAACCCGCUGGGCCAGAGGCCGCUCACCUACCAGGGCCUGCUCCACGAGGCCGCCAAAGUCUUCGGCCUGCGCAGCCGCCGCCUCCGGCUCUUCCUGAACGCGGCCCAGACCCAGGAAAUCCCGGCGGACGUCUCUAUGAAGUCUCUGAACACGCGGACGGUGUACGUGGACGUGUUGCCCACCACGGCCGAGUGCUGACCCCCACCCCCACCCCCCGAGGCAGUUUGGCCAAUAAAUGUGAGCCCCAGAGAA
Antechinus flavipes (yellow-footed antechinus) is the source of this 3909-nucleotide messenger RNA. RefSeq names its product isoleucyl-tRNA synthetase 1 (gene IARS1). The coding region runs from base 70 to 3855 and encodes 1261 amino acids. Gene Ontology annotation, biological process: isoleucyl-tRNA aminoacylation. Gene Ontology annotation, molecular function: tRNA binding; isoleucine-tRNA ligase activity; ATP binding. NCBI's taxonomy places the organism in Eukaryota, Metazoa, Chordata, Mammalia, Dasyuromorphia, Dasyuridae. The record is from RefSeq and is a predicted model, not a curated record. The transcript is spliced from 34 exons.